Molecule: messenger RNA, 3669 nt
Organism: Etheostoma spectabile (orangethroat darter)
Lineage: Eukaryota; Metazoa; Chordata; Actinopteri; Perciformes; Percidae
Gene: lmo3
Product: LIM domain only 3
Exons: 5
Coding region: 704-1174 (156 amino acids)
Biological process (GO): positive regulation of transcription by RNA polymerase II
Cellular component (GO): nucleus
Molecular function (GO): DNA-binding transcription factor binding; transcription coactivator activity
Source: RefSeq, a predicted model, not a curated record
CAUAUAAUGGAGCGGCUGGUAGCUAAUAAGUGAAUGACCUUAUCGUGGCGGUGUAAUGUUUCAGCGGUGAGUGACUGGCUGUGACUUCUCCCGCUGCUGCACCGGCUCCGCACGCUUUCCGCACGCUCUACGCGUGCUCUCCGCGCGCUCCAAAGGCUGCACGGCGGGCGCCCCAACACCUGUAGCUGGGUCGGAUCCACGUGGAGCUCGUUCGGUCCACCCUGAAGAUCAGCGCAAUGCCAGUUUGGUGAACUUUUAGUGGCCAGAGGGACACAGACUUAGCACUUCAUACUUCUGCUUCACUUGUUGAGAAAGGCCCGCCUGUGAGGUGUGAGAUGUGAAUCCAGCUGUGUGAGUGUGUACCGUUGGCCGGUGGUGCCCGCUGCUUGCUACGUCAAAGCGCUGAUUAGGAAGCAGCGUGCAGUGAGCGCGAGCCGUGGCCAGGCGGAUCAGACGGGCUGUGUGCGGCGGAGGAGAAGCAUCUCUUUGUCGUCCUGACUAUAGUAACCGAGCUCUGGCCGACGGCAGGAACAGAGCCGCUCCGCAGCGUCCCCCUGCCUCUCCUUCCUACCCGGGCUCCGUGUCGGAUAUCCCCGCUGUAGGCUAACAAAGCCCGCUGCCUGCCUCCCGCAGACGGCGGCUCUCCGGACCAGGCGGCUCCGGGUUGCAUGGUGGUGCUUCGGCUGCUUCAGCGCUUCAACAAAUGCAGAAAAGGGAGAAAAGUUUCGGUAUACAAAUGCUCUCCGUCCAGCCGGACACCAAGCCAAAAGGCUGUGCCGGCUGCAACCGGAAGAUCAAGGACCGCUACCUGCUGAAGGCCCUGGAUAAGUACUGGCACGAGGACUGCCUCAAGUGUGCCUGCUGUGACUGCCGGCUGGGCGAGGUUGGCUCCACGCUCUACACAAAAGCCAACCUCAUCCUGUGCCGGAGAGACUACCUACGGUUGUUUGGUGUAACGGGGAACUGUGCAGCCUGCAGCAAGCUAAUUCCAGCCUUUGAGAUGGUCAUGAGGGCCAAGGAGAACGUCUACCACCUGGACUGUUUCGCGUGCCAGCUCUGCAAUCAGAGGUUUUGUGUGGGAGACAAGUUUUUCCUGAAGAACAACAUGAUCCUGUGCCAGACGGACUACGAGGAGGGGCUGAUGAAGGAGGGCUACGCCCCCCAGGUCCGCUGACCCCCUGCUAGACAAGGAGGAGGAAAAGGAGGAAGAGGAGGAGGAGGAGGAGGGAGAGGAGGAGUAGGAGUGGGAGCAAGAGAGACUGAAAGAGAGACUGCUCCUGUCCAGCUCCUGGCCCCAUCAUGUACAUAACUCAAGUUCCCUGGGAGUGGGUGGGGUGGGGGGGCGGGGGGAGCGCACACUCUGCUGUACAGAAUAGUCAUACAGACACCGACGUGGCAAGGGAAGGCCCUGGACACCUACAAUAAACUACACAAAUGAAAACAAACACUUUGGCCAUUUGUGACGGAUGCUGCCACCAGAGAGGUCUAACCAACAGCUGAUCCUGCCGGUUGGAAUCUAAAGAAAAUGGACCCACCCAAAAGCAGUCUUGUCUCAUCUUAUCUGACAAGGACAGAUAACUUACUACUUGAAUUCUAAAAUACACUGAGGUAUUGCCAAUCCAUGUUUUAGAGAAAAGACCCCUGUACUGUAUGAUAGAGUUAAAACACAGUGAAUGUAAACUGAUGAUUUUUUGUUGCUGUGCGUGCGUGCCGGUGUGUGUGUGUAUGUGUGUGUGCGUGUGCGUGUGCGUGUGCGUGCGUGUGUGGCCCAAGGCAUCCGUUCCUUCAGAUUCCAAACCUAAUCACAGUAUCAACAUGCUUCCAAAUCACACAGCUUUAUUAUUUCACAAACUCUAAAAUGCAGACUUUGUGACAUAAUCAGAGCGUUUCUCUGGAUGGAUGGAAUAUCCCACGCAGUCACUAGGUGAAGAGAUGUGACGGCACUAGGUCACUAGAAGCAGUUGACCCUUGGAGAUGACUCCUCUGGCAGCACAAAGUAAAUGUGUGAUUGGCCCAUCAUUGAAAAGCCCUUUCCUGGUCAAAGGAGUCAGCUUUUGAAUAGAAGCUGACUCAUAUAUUCUAUAUGAGGACUCUGGUUAACUGCUCCUCAGAUCUCCUGAGACUAUUUACCAGGGGCACCCCAUCCGGUGCGUCCAAGACGAUUGUGAUUGGUUUAAAGAGAUGCCAAUAAAGCACAGUUUUUUCCUUCCAGGAAUGUUGUGUGGACUAGCCAGACCCUCCUCCUCAGCGCUGGGGAGGAAGGAAUGCAUAUGCAGCAUGAUUUACGCUUCUGUGUUAAAUCUACGCCAUGGCUACGUACGUAGUUACGGGGAGAUGUGGACCUACACCGCUGUAGCCUGCACCUCUCCAAAAAUUUAACUACACUUUGCGGCGAUGAAAAUUCACUCGGCUUUGGCUUGGUAGUGUUACUUUACAGUGUCCAGUCCCCCCCCUCCCCCAACUAAUUUCCUGGUUCUCCUUCUCCACAAACAUGAAAUCAAGGAGAGGGUUAACUUCUCCUGCUCCAGAUGUCUCACCGUGGUCUGAAAGAACAGGGGAGACACUUUGUUUUUCCCACUAGGACUCUAGUGCCACUACUCACUCUGAAGAUAAUCAUUAUCACCCUCUCACUCACACACAUGCACCAAACAGCAGUCCCAGUUAGCAGCUAGGUGGCUCUGAGGAGCAUUCAGUAACACUGACGGCUAAAACAGUGGACUUCCAUUCAUCCUCAUGUUUUUGCUCUGUCUGCUGGAUGUGUAACUAGGCAACAGACUGGUUUGGCAACACCGUUAGAAGGACUACAGUCUUUUUUAAGAUGUUAUGCUCUCAGCUUGCUCUACUGUCCCCGAGUGGUCCAAAAACCGAUGCAGCAGCUUUAACCAUGACGGAGAGGACAGAAUGCCUGUGGACAAACACGUGGCUGCGCCACGCUAUCUAUCAUGGGGUGACCAGAGGCACCGUUCCAUUCCUAAGGGGCAUUGUGUCAAGGCUCCAUUCAGCAACGUUUGGCAGCCGGGUUCUGACUGGGACUCCAGCUUCUGUUCUGAAAGAGGGCUGGGUAUUUUUCCGCUGGAAACAGUCUUUCUAUUUAUGAAAACCUUGCUGUCACACUGCUCAAAGGGAAAUGUGGGGACAUGCUGGUUUGUCGUGGGGGUGUACAGAUUGGUCCGGGGUGGUGGGGGUUGGUUACUUUUUGUACACUAUUUAUUUGAUAAGCAUUACCUGUUGUCCAACAUUUGGCAUUGUUUGACAUGCUGAUACUUGAAUCCAGUUGAUGAUUUCUCUGUCUCUGUCUGGCUUAUGUUGAGGUUAGCUCUGUCAUUUCCCACACAGCUUUGGGUUCAGUGAACUGCUCUCUGCAUUACGGCGGCCAUCUUGGUCCCAGCGCCGCCCCCCCAGCAGAGGAAACCCAUCCGGUGUUAACAUCAACAUCCGAGCGUGUGCAACAAUGCUCAGCACCAUUUCUUUGCUGGAGAAAAAAAACAUUAAUUUUCAUUUGUAAAUUGUGGGUGUACAUAUAAGAAAUAUUCAUUUUGGCUUGCUACUGUACAAUGAUUUCUUUUUAAGUGUCAUCCAGCAUGAGAUGUUUAUUUUUAGGACAACGCUUGUAAAUACUGUAAUUGUAAUAAUUUUAAGCACAAAUGUAAUACAGUUUUAUUGUGUUAC